AUGCCACGACUAUCAUCAUUGACACUGCAGAUUAGACGGAGCUUCUUGGAUCUCAGGAAAGAGGCGACUACAUGCGAACAAGUCGCUAUCAUACUCGCAAACGCAUUGAAAGAAAAUCAAACUCUCACGCAACUUGAUCUGGCAAGUAACCGAAUAUCUGCUCGAGGAGGCGAAGCACUGGCUGAAGCAUUGAAAGUGAACAAAACUCUCAUGCAACUUAAUCUUAGACGGAACCAAAUGUCUGAUAUAGGAGGCGAAGCACUGGCUGAAGCAUUGAAAGUGAACAAAACUCUCAUGCAACUUAAUCUUAGAAGGAACCAAAUAUCUGCUCGAGGAGCCGAAGCACUGGCUGAAGCAUUGAAAGUGAACAAAACUGUCACACAGCUUCAUCUUGGAAAUAACCAAAUAUCUGCUCGAGGAGGCGAAGCACUAGCUCAAGCGUUGAAAGUGAACAAAACUCUCACACAGCUUCAUCUUGGAAAUAACCAAAUAUCUGCUCGAGGAGGCGAAGCACUAGCUCAAGCGUUGAAAGUGAACAAAACUCUCACGCAACUUGAUCUUAGAAGGAACCAAAUGUCUGAUAUAGUAGGCGAAGCACUGGCUGAAGCAUUGAAAGUGAACAAAACUCUCAUGCAACUUAAUCUUAGAAGGAACCAAAUAUCUGCUCGAGGAGCCGAAGCACUGGCUGAAGCAUUGAAAGUGAACAAAACUGUCACACAGCUUCAUCUUGGAAAUAACCAAAUAUCUGCUCGAGGAGGGGAAGCACUAGCUAAAGCAUUAAAAGUGAACAAAACUCUCACACAGCUUCAUCUUGGAAAUAACCAAAUAUCUGCUCGAGGAGGCGAAGUACUAGCUCAAGCGUUGAAAGUGAACAAAACUCUCACGCAACUUGAUCUUAGAAGGAACCAAAUGUCUGAUAUAGUAGGCGAAGCACUGGCUGAAGCAUUGAAAGUAAACAAAACUCUCACGCGGCUUGAUCUUAGACGGAACCAAAUAUCUGCUCGAGGAGGCGAAGCGCUGGCUGAAGCUGUAAAAGUGAACAAAAUUCUUACUCAGAUUUAUCUUUGGUAG
Messenger RNA from Didymodactylos carnosus, 1071 nucleotides. The record is from the annotation of a GenBank genome assembly. NCBI's taxonomy places the organism in Eukaryota, Metazoa, Rotifera, Eurotatoria, Philodinida, Philodinidae.